Zingiber officinale is the source of this 2714-nucleotide messenger RNA. RefSeq lists its product as uncharacterized. The coding region runs from base 197 to 2575 and encodes 792 amino acids. Gene Ontology annotation, cellular component: SCF ubiquitin ligase complex. Gene Ontology annotation, biological process: SCF-dependent proteasomal ubiquitin-dependent protein catabolic process. NCBI's taxonomy places the organism in Eukaryota, Viridiplantae, Streptophyta, Magnoliopsida, Zingiberales, Zingiberaceae. Gene Ontology annotation, molecular function: protein binding. The record is from RefSeq and is a predicted model, not a curated record. The transcript has 6 exons.
CCCUUUUUCAUCUCGGCGAGACGACAAUUUACUCGUGAACUUUUUCCCUUGUAGUUUGCGCGGGAACGCACUUCGUCGGAGGUCGUGACUCGUGAACCAUCCCGUCGCCGUCCACCGUAGCUUGGCCUCUCCACCUGCUACCGUUUUAUUUCUCCUUUCUUCCCUCCGUACUCGGGUAGUCGUGUCUCCUGCGCCGAUGCCGAUCCUAAGGUCUAUUGCCGCUUCUUUGGGUUCUCCUCCCGAAACCCUAGAAACCACUCCGCCGUCUUCUGUAGAAGCUUCCGCCGAUGAGACAAUCCACUCUUCCAGGACCUCUCCUGCAACGUCCUCCUCGUUCCGUCAAUCGAGCACUGAGAUGGAUCACUCUGGAGCGACGCCUCCCCUAAGGCGGAGCCUCCGCCUCGCAUCGAUGUCCAAUGCUUCCUUCGUGACCGACUCGCCUGCUGUGACCAAUCGUGGUGGCAGGAAGAACUCCCUUUCUAGCGUCUCAAAAACUACGGUUGAAGUGGAGGCUCCGCCGACCGUUUGCAAGGCAGACGCGGAAGAGAUUAAGGUGUUGGAGGUUCCUGAGGGGUCUCCUACUUUACUUAACCAUAAGAGAAAAGAUUUUGAUGAUUCUGUUGGGGGAAAGUACAUGUGCCUCAGGUCUGGGUCUAAACUUGCUCGGGUAGGAUUUGAUCAAAUGUCGGGAGAUACAAAUGAAGCUCAAACUGAGAUGUUGACGUCAGGUCCUCAGCGUGUUCAUGAAGGCUUUUCAAAUGGAAUUGAUGUCGACAUGGUUGCAGAGAAUUUGGAGGAGAAAAUUGGGGAAGAAAGGUUCUCCACUCAAUUAAAAGGGAAGGGAAUACUGAUAGAGGCUGUUCCAGAGGAACAGCAAGCUGGGAAAGUGAAUCAAACAAUAGAAAAUGCUGAGUAUGAAAAUAAGGGGAAGGGAAAGUUGGUCGAGGAAGAAGACUUACUGUCAAUUAGUGCGGCUGAAUUUGACAUGGAUGCUGAUGCAGCUGUUGCAAAGGAUGUUGCUAGAUACUCGGGAUAUGCUAACACAAGUACUAGAAAAUCAAAAAGACAAAAUGAAUAUAGAAAAGAAGUUGUCAGGUCAAGAGCUAUAGAGUUGGCUCCCAAAUUUGCCUUCUUUAAACCAGAAGAUGAUAAGCAAGAGGAAGAAGAUGAUAAACAAGAGGCAGAAGGACAAGAGGAUCCUGAGGACUUACCUCCAGAUGCUAACAAUGAGGACUGGCCAGGGCCAUUUUCUACUGCCCUGAAGAUCAUUGAAGACAGAAAUCAAAAGCUGAGAACCCGAGAAUCAAAUAAUUAUUUUAAGAAAGGUCAGAAUGACAAAUCAAGGAUUUCAUGGGUACCCACAAAAAACCGCAAUCCCAUGGCAAGGGUCCCUUCAACCCUGCGAGACUUGUGUGUUAAAAUUCUCUUAGAAAAUGCUGAAGAAAUUGAGUCACUUGAUGGCAUUCCUGAUUUGCUAAAACACCGGUUAAUAUUAAAGUUGUGCCAUUCUAGGAAAAUGAAUCCGCAUCUUCUUAGUCAUCUUGUGAGUGCUACUCCCACGGAGAUAUGCCUCAGUGACUGUUCAUGGCUAACAGAAGUCCAGUUUGAGAAUAUUUUUUCUCAAUGUGAUGUGAAAUGCUUAAAGGUGUUGCAACUAGACAGGUGUGGAAGAUGUUUGCCUGACUAUGUUUUGCGUUCUACCUUGGCCCAUUACCCUAAUGGUUUGCCUUCAUUAACUAGACUAAAUCUCAAGGGUGCUUAUCGGCUUUCAGAUGAUGGCUUAAAUGCAGUUGUUGCUUCAGCACCUUCCUUAAGUUCUAUAAAUUUGUCAGAGUGCCCCCUUCUUACCUCAAUGGGAAUCAUAAAUUUAGCUGACAAGUUGGGCACUGUUUUGACGGAACUAUAUAUAGAUGGUUGCCAAAAUGUUGAUGCUAUGGCUAUUCUACCUGCACUCAAGAAAGUAAAUCAUUUAGAAGUUCUGUCAGUCGGUGGACUUCAGUCUGUUUGUGAUAAGUUUGUACACCAGCUUAUUCCUAUUUGUGGUUCACACAUGAGGGAAUUAGCCUUGGCAGGAUGCGAGAAACUGUCUACUGCUUCCAUUAGAACUAUUGGUGCACAUUGUUGUAGACUAUUUGCUAUUGAUCUUCAGAAUUUGAAAAGAUUGAAUGAUUCUUCUAUAGGAUAUCUUGCCAAUGGUUGUAGAUCACUUCAAAAACUUAAGCUUCGGCGUAAUGCAUUCAGUGAUGAGGCUAUUGCAGCAUUCUUGGAAGCAUCUGGAGGUUCAUUAGCUGAACUUUCCCUAAAUAAUGUUGCAAAGGUUGCAGAACAAACUGCUCUAGCCAUUUCUCGCCGGUGUUGCUCCACCUUGUACAGUCUAGAUUUGUCAUUUUGUCGAGAAAUGACAGACGAAGCACUUGGUUUGAUUGUUGAUAAUUGUUCAUCAUUGAGGUUUCUGAAACUAUUUGGAUGCACCCAGGUCACUGAAGUGUUCUUCAAUGGUCACUCAAACUCGUCUCUUAAAGUGAUUGGACCUAAAGGGCAGCUGCUGGAUGACAGUGAUAUGUCUUUAUUUUGAUCAGAAAUGAAAGUUUUUCUCUUUUGUCAAUUGUGAAGAUGAUGCUUACCUUUCCUCUUCUAUGAAAACCGUUUUUUGUUUGUCGAUAGGUCAACUGAUACUUGCCACCUGUAAUCAAGUUUUAAUUGCACCAAUAGAU